UCUCUUCUGGUCAGCUGCCGACGCCAUGCCUAUCCAAUGUGACAUUUGCCGAAAACAUGUUGCAACGCGGGGUCAACUUGCCAACCACAUGAAAGUACACGCGGUAGACAAAGACAAACAUCUUUUCGACUGUAGUGUGUGCAGCAAGACAUUUCCCACCAGUGCUCGGCUUACCAAACAUCUGCGAGCGCACACAGGCGAGAAACCAUUUGAGUGUACUUGUGCUGUGUGCAACAAGAAUUUUUCUGAAAGUGGCAGUCUACGCACACAUCUUCGAACGCACACUGGAGAGAAGCCCUUUGAGUGUACUGUAUGCAACAAGAAUUUUCGUCAACUUAGCAAUCUGCGCAGACAUCUUCGAACGCACACUGGAGGGAAGCCCUUUGAGUGUACUGUAUGCAACAAGAAUUUUUCUGAAAGUGGCAGUCUACGCACGCACACUGGAGAGAAGCCCUUUGAGUGUAGUGUAUGCAACAAGAAUUUUUCUCAACAUAGCAAUCUGAGCAGACAUCUUCGAACGCACACUGGAGAGAAGCCCUUUGAGUGCACUGUGUGCAACAAGAAAUUUUCAGAGAGUGGCAAUCUGCGUGAACAUCUCCGAACGCACACUACUGGGAAGGAGCCCGUUGACUGAGACUUAAAUGUAUGCUUCAAGACAUUUUUGGCGCUCAGGAAGAGAGCCUUUAGUGUACUGCACAACAAGACCAACUAUAUAA
This is a messenger RNA of Frankliniella occidentalis (western flower thrips), 716 nucleotides long. Its product is annotated as gastrula zinc finger protein XlCGF57.1-like. The transcript is spliced from 3 exons. The record is from RefSeq and is a predicted model, not a curated record. Lineage: Eukaryota; Metazoa; Arthropoda; Insecta; Thysanoptera; Thripidae. The coding region runs from base 26 to 634 and encodes 202 amino acids. Gene Ontology annotation, biological process: regulation of immune system process; negative regulation of transcription by RNA polymerase II; regulation of cytokine production.